Molecule: messenger RNA, 1427 nt
Organism: Sander lucioperca (pikeperch)
Lineage: Eukaryota; Metazoa; Chordata; Actinopteri; Perciformes; Percidae
Product: caspase-3-like
Exons: 7
Coding region: 129-1013 (294 amino acids)
Biological process (GO): proteolysis; positive regulation of apoptotic process; keratinocyte differentiation
Cellular component (GO): cytoplasm
Source: RefSeq, a predicted model, not a curated record
AGAGUUUCAUGCCUGUACUUCGAACGAACAAUUUGACAUUUCCUUGUAAUGAUUGGGAAUGGUAUUAUUGAUGGUAAGGACGUGGACUUGAUAACACCUAUUUUACCACCAUCCCACAAAAGAGGAACAUGGACGUGACGCAGAGUGAUGGGGACACAGUGGACGCCUUGAAAUUGUUUUCAAAGAAAAGGUCAGAUGCAGAGCCCGCAGGCAGUAGUAAGACUGCUGAGGAAUUGGACUCUGUCCCCCGCAGCAGUAAAACAGCAGGUUCUGACCCUUACCGCUACAAGAUGGACUAUCCCUGCAUCGGAACCUGUCUGAUUAUCAACAAUAAGAACUUCCACAGAAGCACAGGGAUGAGUGCUCGGAACGGGACGGAUGUAGAUGCUGCUACUGCUAUUAAGACCUUCUCUGAGCUGGGUUAUAAGAUCAGUGUGAACACUGAUCAGACCGUGGAGGAGAUGAAACAGCUGUUGUCUAGUGCAUCCAAGGAGGACCACAGUAAGAGUGCAUCAUUUGCAUGUGUGUUGCUAAGUCACGGAGACGAGGGCGUGAUAUAUGGCACCGACGGCUUUGAAAAGUUGGAGAAGCUGACAAAAUACUUUAAAGGAGAUCGCUGUAAGAGUCUGGUGGGGAAACCCAAGCUCUUCUUCAUACAGGCGUGCCGUGGGGCGGAGCUGGAUAACGGGAUUGAGGCCGACAGCGUCGAUGCUCAAACAUCAGAGAGGAUUCCUGUGGAGGCAGACUUCCUGUAUGCCUAUUCCACCGCUCCAGGCUACUACUCAUGGAGGAACACGACCAACGGCUCCUGGUUCAUGCAGGCGCUGUGCGAGAUGUUGACGCGUUUCCGCGGAGAGCUGGAGCUGAUGCAGAUCAUGACCCGCGUCAACCGCAAGGUGGCGCUCCACUUUGAGUCCUCCUCCAACCUGCCGGGAUUUAAUGGCAAGAAGCAGAUCCCGUGCAUCGUCUCCAUGUUGACCAAAGACUUGUACUUUGCUGAUUUCCACCUGUGAAAACUGCUAAGCUGUGGGAAACCGAGUCACAAGUGACUGUGCCGGUAUCACUUAUUUCACAUCCCUCUAUUUUACCUUCAAAGCAGCCUGAUUUCUGCUCUCUUUUGCCAAACAGUUCAUGUAAAACAGGAUAACGUUAGUUUUAAUGUGACUACCCAAAUGUACUGUCAACAUUAGAAUACCAGUGAGGUUAGGUUCAUUUUACUACAACUAUACUAAAUGGUGUCGGGACCAUUUUCAGGGCUGCAUUUUCAAUAAGCCUGUUUCAGUGAUUACACACUUGAUUCAUUAGCAGAAGGGUGGAAAUGUGGACUUCUGUUUUUUUAACUACAUAAACAUAAUACUGUAUGUUUGCUACUUAAAACAUGUUUGCUUUUUGAAUAUUUUGAAUGCAAUAAAUGCACAAGCAGAGAU